Dryobates pubescens (Downy woodpecker) is the source of this 1210-nucleotide messenger RNA. It is a transcript of the gene GCG, whose product is annotated as glucagon. The record is from RefSeq and is a predicted model, not a curated record. The transcript is spliced from 7 exons. Bases 92 to 712 code for a protein of 206 amino acids. Gene Ontology annotation, cellular component: extracellular region. NCBI's taxonomy places the organism in Eukaryota, Metazoa, Chordata, Aves, Piciformes, Picidae. Gene Ontology annotation, biological process: adenylate cyclase-modulating G protein-coupled receptor signaling pathway; negative regulation of apoptotic process; positive regulation of insulin secretion involved in cellular response to glucose stimulus. Gene Ontology annotation, molecular function: hormone activity; glucagon receptor binding.
CUCAGGAUCCUCAAGGCUUGCCAUAGUUCCAGAAGAGAGAGCAGCAGCUCCUCUGCAACAGCUGUCUAUCAUUUCAAAGUAUUAAAAGGCAAUGAAAAUGAAAAGCGUUUAUUUUGUUGCUGGGCUCCUUUUAAUGAUAGUUCAAGGCAGCUGGCAAAAUCCUCUUCAGGAUACAGAGGAGAAAUCAAGAUCAUUCAAAGCUUCCCAGUCUGAACCAUUAGAUGAAUCUAAACAGCUGAAUGAAGUGAAGCGUCACUCACAAGGCACAUUCACCAGUGAUUACAGCAAGUACUUGGACACCAGACGAGCUCAAGACUUUGUGCAAUGGCUAAUGAGCACUAAAAGAAAUGGCCAGCAAGGACAGGAGGACAAAGAAAAUGACAAAUACUCGGACCAGAUCUCAAGCAAUGAGAUCUCCAAGCGUCAUGCUGAAUUUGAGAGACAUGCGGAAGGCACCUAUACCAGUGAUAUCACCUCUUAUUUGGAAGGCCAAGCUGCCAAAGAGUUCAUUGCUUGGUUAGUGAAUGGACGAGGAAGAAGAGAUUUCCCAGAAAAAGCUCUUGUGGCCGAAGAAAUGGGACGAAGGCAUGCAGAUGGAACUUUCACGAGUGAUAUCAACAAAGUCCUUGAUGACAUGGCUGCCAAAGAGUUCCUAAAGUGGCUGAUUAACACAAAAGUUACCCAAAGAGACCUUUUGGGAGAAAACCAGUAAAAACACGGAAUAAAUAUGGGAUAAAUGAAGAUCUUCACUGCAUCAACUGCCAGUUAUUAAGAGAUUCUGAAAUCUGAAUUCUGUUAUUUACAUUAGGUGUAACAUACCUACGUCACCUUGCAUGCCAGAACAUAAUUAUACUAUAGUUUAGAGUUGCCAAAGGUUCAUAUAUGGAGAAUUUACUGUUUAAGCGAUGGUUAUCUUAACAGCUUUAAGACUAUGAAAGUUCCAUAUCUUCAUAAUUUCCAUUUACUCAAAAUGAAAUAACUCCAUUUAUAGUUAAUGAUAACAUUAUUUUUCUAAAAAGGUGACUUCUACACACAAAGGAUUCAAUCAUCAAUUAUAUGUGUUAUUUGUAAGGAGCUAGCAGUUACAAUGCCUGAGAAGUGAGUAUCCCUCUUAAAACCUUUGUUAUAAAAAGGCUAAGCUUUAAGGAUAUUAAAUGAUAGCCUUAAAUAAAUUUUUUCAAGCUUAUUUUCUGUUGAGUUUUCAUGUGUA